Molecule: messenger RNA, 2754 nt
Organism: Tympanuchus pallidicinctus (lesser prairie-chicken)
Lineage: Eukaryota; Metazoa; Chordata; Aves; Galliformes; Phasianidae
Gene: EBF2
Product: EBF transcription factor 2
Exons: 16
Coding region: 489-2216 (575 amino acids)
Biological process (GO): regulation of transcription by RNA polymerase II
Molecular function (GO): RNA polymerase II cis-regulatory region sequence-specific DNA binding; DNA-binding transcription factor activity, RNA polymerase II-specific
Source: RefSeq, a predicted model, not a curated record
CGGCGCUGUAACCCAUUCAUGGUGCCGGGCGCGGAGCGGCGGCUCUUCCCGGCGCGGUGUCAUCAGCCGCCGCAGCUCCGCUCUUCUUUUCCUCCCCCAAAUCAUCCCGAUACUUUUUUUUUCUUUUUUUUUCUUUUUCCUUCUGGAUCAGGCAGCCAUCAGCCCCUUCUCUCAGUGUGUUUCUCGAAACAGGUUGAUCCUUGUUAACGGCCGUCGGUUUCUGGAUGCGAUUCCCUGCGUUUGGAAGAUGACGAUGCCAGGAGAGACCGAAUCGGCGUGACUCACUUUGCGAGAGGAGAAACUUUUUCCCCCAUUUGAAGGCACUCAAACACACGCAGCACUUAAAGCUGAAGUUGGUUUCAAAGCUGAAGUCCUCUGCUUUCCCGGGAUUUGUCUGUGUCAAUUUUCAGAAGCUGCUUAUUUUUUCUUUUCCUCCUCCCCGAUCCCCCCCCGAAGGAAACUGUUGCUCUUUGGAAUAGACUUCUUAAAUGUUUGGGAUCCAAGAUACUUUGGGAAGAGGACCGAUUCUGAAAGACAAAUCUCUGGGUUCUGAGAUGGAUUCCGUCAGGUCCUGGGUCAGAAACGUUGGGGUUGUGGAUGCAAAUGUAGCAGCACAAAGCGGCGUAGCUCUGUCCAGAGCCCACUUUGAGAAGCAGCCGCCCUCCAACUUGAGGAAAUCCAAUUUCUUUCACUUCGUUCUGGCGCUCUACGACAGACAAGGGCAGCCCGUGGAAAUAGAGAGGACGGCUUUUGUGGACUUUGUAGAAAACGAUAAAGAGCAAGGCAACGAAAAGACCAACAACGGCACGCAUUACAAACUGCAGCUCCUGUACAGCAACGGUGUCAGGACUGAACAGGAUCUGUAUGUCAGACUCAUUGAUUCCGUCACCAAGCAGCCCAUAACUUACGAAGGACAGAACAAGAACCCUGAGAUGUGCAGAGUGCUGCUCACCCAUGAAGUCAUGUGCAGUCGGUGCUGCGAGAAGAAGAGUUGUGGCAACAGAAACGAGACUCCAUCGGACCCCGUGAUCAUCGACAGAUUCUUCUUAAAAUUUUUUCUCAAGUGCAAUCAGAAUUGUUUGAAAACAGCAGGAAACCCCCGAGAUAUGAGGCGGUUCCAGGUUGUGCUAUCCACAACAGUGAAUGUUGAUGGGCACGUGCUGGCAGUGUCUGACAACAUGUUUGUUCACAACAACUCCAAGCAUGGACGGAGAGCAAGGAGACUCGACCCCUCUGAAGCCACACCUUGCAUCAAAGCAAUCAGCCCAAGCGAAGGGUGGACAACAGGAGGAGCAAUGGUGAUCAUUAUUGGAGACAACUUCUUUGAUGGGCUUCAAGUAGUGUUUGGAACCAUGCUUGUGUGGAGUGAGCUUAUCACACCUCAUGCCAUUCGAGUUCAGACGCCUCCACGUCACAUUCCCGGAGUGGUUGAAGUGACAUUAUCAUACAAAUCCAAACAGUUUUGCAAAGGCGCCCCAGGCAGGUUUAUUUACACAGCUUUAAAUGAACCUACUAUAGAUUACGGUUUCCAAAGACUGCAAAAAGUCAUCCCAAGACAUCCUGGGGACCCUGAAAGAUUAGCUAAGGAAAUGCUGUUGAAACGAGCUGCUGACCUAGUUGAAGCACUGUACGGAACGCCGCAUAACAACCAGGACAUCAUUCUGAAACGAGCAGCAGACAUCGCAGAAGCUCUCUACAGCGUACCGCGGAAUCCCGCGCAGAUCCCUGCGCUGUCCAGCUCCCCGGCGCACAGCAGCAUGAUGGGCAUUAACUCCUAUGGCAGCCAGCUGGGGGUCAGCAUCUCAGAGUCAACACAGGGAAACAACCAAGGUUACAUUCGUAACACAAGCAGCAUCUCACCCCGCGGUUACUCAUCCAGUUCCACACCUCAACAGUCCAAUUACAGCACUUCCAGCAACAGCAUGAACGGCUACAGCAACGUCCCCAUGUCAAACCUGGGUGUUCCAGGCUCCCCCGGUUUCAUUAACGGCUCUCCAACAGGAUCCCCUUAUGGAAUAAUGUCUUCAAGUCCAACAGUUGGCUCCUCCAGCACUUCUUCCAUCCUUCCGUUCUCCUCUUCCGUCUUUCCUGCUGUCAAACAGAAGAGUGCCUUUGCUCCCGUCAUCAGACCCCAAGGGUCUCCUUCUCCUGCCUGCUCCAGUGGCAAUGGAAAUGGGUUUAGAGCCAUGACUGGUCUUGUCGUUCCCCCGAUGUAAGGAAGAGGCAGCUUUGCUCCUCUCCCUCUUCCCUUUUUUCCUCUUUUUUUUUCAUUUUUCUUUUACAGCACAAAACUACUUAUUGUGAUGGACCACUAAAAAGGAAAAAAAAAAAAAAUAAAUAGCACUACAAGCUCUUUUUGGGGGGAAAGCCAGGCCCAGGAAAUAAAACGAACAUUUUUUAUGGAUUGGACGAGACAGAAGGCUGCAUCUUUUACCUGUUUGAUAUUUCUGACACAACCACAUCAACUCCUAGAACACUGCGAACGAAGAAUCAGCCAAGAGCCAGAGGACAAACAACAGUUGGCAGAAUGGGAUCAGAAAUGCAAAGUCUUGAAAGACACGAAACCUUCCUAAGAUUUGUAAAAUAUUAAAAGGAAAAAGAAAUUGGCAAAAAUGAUUCAAGCUUGAUAUUUUGGAUACAAUUUGUUUUACUUUGUAGGGGAAAAAAGUUGAAGUUUCUAUUUUAUAUGGAGCCUUUCAGAUAUCAAUUUAGUUUAUGCAGGGAAAAAAUAAAAAAAAAUAAUAAAAAAAAAAA